Molecule: messenger RNA, 1170 nt
Organism: Boleophthalmus pectinirostris (great blue-spotted mudskipper)
Lineage: Eukaryota; Metazoa; Chordata; Actinopteri; Gobiiformes; Gobiidae
Product: immediate early response gene 5-like protein
Exons: 1
Coding region: 121-996 (291 amino acids)
Source: RefSeq, a predicted model, not a curated record
CAUGGAGCGCUAUGGACACAGUCUGCUCGAAUCAAGUAGGAAUCUCAACUGAAGAUAUACAUAUUUCUUUAAAUAGGGAAGAAACCUUCUGUCAUACAGAAAAGGGUGGCCCGCCACAGAAUGGAGUGUGCUUUUGACGCACAAAACCUGAUCUCUAUUUCGUUGAGAAAAAUACAGAGCUCCAGGACACAGAGAGGAGGCAUCAAGCUCCACAAGAACUUACUGGUAACGUACGUACUGAGAAACGCCAGGCAGUUUUAUAUGAGUAAAAACUUGUCGCAGACACAGAGGACACAGCAGUACGAGGACGUGGCCGCAGUGCGAGAACGGCAAGAAUACCUUGAAAUUUCCGGGAGCUUUAAGGAGUUGGCUGAUGACUUCUACUGCAACUUUACUGGUGUUGAGUCGGGCACUUGGCACUGCGGAGCGCACCAAUCCAACGAUCAGUCUGCAGAGGUGGCGCACCAAGACGCAUCAGCCUGCGUAAUGGUUUCACAAAGUGACUCUGACCUCAUGGUUGCUGAAGCCUGUUGGAGUUGUGUAGAGAAAUCCGCGUGGGAGUUACCUGUCCCAAACACAACCAACCAAAAGACUGUCCUGGAUCUGGACACGCAUGUGGUGACUACUGUCACCAAUGGAUACUUCCACUCAGACUGUUGCGCGCAGCCAAAACAGCCGCAGGGCGCGCACUACUACGCAAAGAAGCGAAGGAUAGACACAAGUUAUUAUAUUGUUGACCCAGAGUUUUAUUUGCCAGAUUUGGGGCCAGUACCAUUCAAAAGAAUGAGGACUGAUGAGGACUCGAGUGGAGACUCUGAUCAAUUGGACUCCUCAAACAUUUCCAACCUGAUUUCAGUGUUGGGUUCUGGUGGACUCUCUGAGUUUGUGAGUUGGCAGAACACGGACCUUGAGCAAAUAAUUGCCACUCAAACUAUUUGUUUAAAACAGACUUUGUUGACAGGUAGCGGUUGGACGAGAGCAAUUGAAGCAUUUUGAUAUGUAUAUAUUAUUUUGGUUGUAUCAUUUAUUUUAAUGCUUUUAAAUAAAUAAUGACACGUGCAAGCUCUGUCCUCUCUUUCUAAUUAUUGUUGUUCCAAUAUUAAACAAAAAAUCCAUGCACUAAGUAUCCUUAACUUACACUUAUUGGGUUUAUGUUGCGUCUUUUUGCUA